Messenger RNA from Microthlaspi erraticum, 969 nucleotides. The record is from the annotation of a GenBank genome assembly. NCBI's taxonomy places the organism in Eukaryota, Viridiplantae, Streptophyta, Magnoliopsida, Brassicales, Brassicaceae.
AUGCAGGAAUCUAAGUCAAUAGAUCAGAACGUAGACGAUUUCACGAAGUUAAUUGUGGAUCUUGGGAACUUGAGUAUUGAAAUCCCAGAAGAGGUUCAGGCGAUUCUUCUGUUGAAUGCAUUGCCUUCAAGAUACGAUCAGUUGAAGGAGACACUCAAGUAUAGCAGAGAAGGAAUCAAGAUGGAAGAGAUCGCAAGUGCAGCCAAGUCAAAGGAAUCGGAAUUUAGGGAUAUGCCAAGCUCUAGGAGUAACAAUGGUGAAGGUCACUACGUUAGAGGCAGAGAAGAAACGAGGAGUUUCAAGCCAGGAAAAGGGAAGCAACAGCACAAAUCGAGGUCAAAGUCACGAGACGGCAAGAGAGUUUGCUGGAUUUGUGGGAAGGAGGGACACUUCAAGAAGCAAUGCUACAAGUGGCUUGAGAGGAAUAAGGGAAGAGGUGUGUCACAAGAAGGAGAAGCUUCAUUAGCCAGAGACGAUGCUAAAGAUCUUGUGGGUUUAGUAGCACAAGAGGUGAACGUGAUGCAAGGCACUCAGACGUCAGAUGAGUGGAUUAUGGACACGGGAUGUUCGUUCCAUAUGACACCAAGGAGGGACGUGUUCCUGGAGAUGAAGGAACUUAACACAGGACGAGUGAAUAUGGCAAACAAUACUCAAGCGCGAGUAAAGGGCAUAGGGUCAGUGAGAUUUGAGAAUCCAGACGGCACGACUUUUGUUCUUCACGAAGUCAGGUUCAUGCCUGAGAUUGGGAGGAACCUCAUAUCGAUGGGGACUUUAGAAGAGAAGGGAUGUGAGUUCAAAGGUGCAGGUGGAGUUCUAAAGGUGAUUAAGGGGUGCACAGUGAUCAUGAGGGGUCACAGAAAUGGAAAUGACACUCUCUACUUCCUGAAAGGAAAAGCAAGAAGUUCAGACGCAUGUAAUGCAUCAACGGGCACAAGUGAAGGCGAUAAGAGAGAUCAGACGAGUUUGUAG